This is a messenger RNA of Prorocentrum cordatum, 2695 nucleotides long. Lineage: Eukaryota; Dinophyceae; Prorocentrales; Prorocentraceae. The record is from the annotation of a GenBank genome assembly.
AAGGGUGACUGGGACCAGGUGCGGAUGCCCGGCAAAUGCUUCAGGUUUGCCGAGGUGAAGGUUUCGCCGAGGCGCUCUGCGGAGUACAAGGCCAAGGUUCUGGAGGCGGUCGGGCUCGUCGGCGAGUGCGCGGGCUACAAGCACCUGGGCAGCCAGGAGCUGGAGGCGCUGAAGGAGAUGAUCAGCAUGAAGGCCGAGGCGUUCUGGGUGAAGGGCACCGCGCGAACGGUCAUGCGCGGCUUCAAGCACGACGUGGUGACGACCGGCUUGCCUGUGCGUGGGCCGCCGAUCCGCCUGAAGGGCCCCGAGGCUUCCAUCGUCCGCGAGGAGCUCGAGGCGGGCGUGGAACAAGGACUGUACUCCAGGGGGACCUCGCCCUGGGGCAGCUGGGCCUUUCCGACCAAGGAGCACGCGAGCGGCCGGAGGCGUCGGACCGUCGUGGACUACCGCAUGGUCAACCGCAGGAUGGUGAUGUUCGUGUACUACAUCCGCCGGUGCCGAGACGUCAAGGGCGAGCUGGUGGGCUGCGCCUUCAUCUCCGGCAUGGACGGCGCUCGCGGCUUCAACCUCCUGGUCAACACUGAGCACGCGAAGGAGGUCCUGGCUGUGCUGGCGGGCUGCGGCUGCUACCUCCCCGAGGUGCUGCAGCUGGGGCCAGCGACGGGGCCCUUCGACUUCCAGUUCUGCACCGACGAGCUGUUCACCGGCACCGGCCGCGGACGCUACGGUUCGGUUUGGAAGAACUACAUCGACGACUUCUGGGUCAGGACGGGGCAGUGGCUGAACGCCGGGUUCGCGGGGACUCGCAAGGCCAGCCAGAGCUACGACCACGCCAAGGGCGUGCUCGUGGGGCUGUGCGUGGCGCAGUCGGCCACGGGAGCGGCGGCCAUGGACGGCGGCGGGGUUGCCUUGGCGAACGGCCUCCGCAUGCUGGUGGUGGCUGCCGCGGUGCGCACGGCAUCCUUGAUGGAUGAAGGGCUGCGCGCGGGCGUGCAGCUGACGCAGGACAUCUUCGAGGCGGCCGGCGACCUGGUCCAGAGCGUCUCCUGGAACCUCAGCGGCCUCAUCCACGAGGUGUGCGAGGGUGCGGUCCUGGUGGUGCGCGUCCUGGUCGUCGUGCAGUGCUGCUACGCUCUCUACUGCCUGCGCUCGUGGGUGGCUUGCCGUUCGCAGCGGGCGGCGCUGGAGCGGGCCGCCGCCGCCGGCGAGGCGGCUCAGCGCGGACUCACGUCCAGCGCGCGAGCCUGCGAGGCCGGCGACGGGCCCGCCUUCGGCCGCGAGCCGAUGGCCAGGGCGGCAGCCGCUGGGAGGAGCCCGGGCGGGGCCCUCUCAUCAGCAGAUGGCGCCGCCAGCCCUGUGGUGGCGCUGUGGCGCGAGGCGGAGUUCGAGACGCCCCUGCUCGGAGCGGCGGCGCGCCCCCGAGCGGAGGUCCUCCAGAUCCAGCGGAGCGCGGCGGUGGCGCUGCGGGACCUGGAGCACUCGGACGCGGGCGACCUGUGCGAGUUCGAGGUAGAGGUGGCCGGCAGCCGCGGCGUGCGGUAUGAUGUGCGGCUUCGCGCUGGACGCUUGGCCGCAGCGUUGAUCCCCGCGUCGUGCACCUGUGCCGACUUCGUCGGCGGCGUCGGCAGCCCCUGCAAGCACAUCGGGGCGGCCUGGUGCUGCGCGGUGGACGGCAACUUCAGCGAGCUGGUGGAGCUGGCGCUCGCGGCUGGCCGCAAGGAGGGAGCUGCCGCUGGGCCUCAGCGACGCGCGGCCCUGGCGCCGAGCGACUCCCUUGGCCUCGCGGGGGCCGUGCGGGAGCUCCGCGACUCGGAGGCCGAGGUCGUGCGCCUGCGCGAGGAGGUCCAGCAGCUGAAGGCGCAGCUGGGGGCGACCUCCAGGCGCGGAGCCGUGACCGAGUUUCUCUCGGCGUCGGAGACGCUGGCGGCUUGGGCGCGGGCUUGCGGCGAGGCCGAGAGCUAUGUGUAUGUGGCGUGCUUCGCCUUCGACCAGCCGGGCGUGGUGAACUACCUGGAGGCGGCUCGAGCUCGAGGCCUCACAGUCCGUCUGGUGUUCAGCGGCCGUGACAAGGCCUUGACCAACAACCAGGGGCCGCGCCUGCAGCGGCUCCGAGCCUGUGGGUGCGAGGUGCGCGCUCACAAGGGCUCGCGGCUGCACGCCAAGGUGAUGAUGACAGAGCGCGAGAUCGUGCUGGGCAGCUGCAACUUCACGACUGCCAGCCUGGGCAACGUGGAACGCGGGGCCAGCCUGCAGGAGCUAUCCGAGGAGACGGUGCUCGAGCAGAAGGAGUGGUUCGAGCAGCUGUUCGAGGCGGCGGCGCCCUUCAAGGACGGGAUCGGCGAGGCCGGCUGGGCGCGAGGCCUAGCGGCCGUGGCGCUGAGGCGCGAGGCGCUGGAGGCCACCUGGGCGAGAGGCCUAGCGGCCGUGGCGCCGAGGCGUGAUGCGCUGGAGGCCCGCCGGGCGAGAGGCCUAGCGGCCGCGGCGCGAGGCGCUGGAGGCCAUCUGGGCGAGAGGCCCAGCGGCCGUGGCGCCGAGAUGGCAGGAGCGCGGCAUUUUGCUGCGCCGUCGACGCCCGGCAGCGCCGGGAGCUACGAGCGACUGCAUGGCGCCGAGUUCGGCGACUUCAAGGAAUUCAUCGACUUCAAUUUUGUGGAGCGGCACGUCGCGGAGGACGUGCCGGGGCGCCUGUGCCGCG